Messenger RNA from Vicia villosa (hairy vetch), 9945 nucleotides. RefSeq lists its product as uncharacterized. The record is from RefSeq and is a predicted model, not a curated record. The transcript has 3 exons. Bases 1499 to 5785 code for a protein of 1428 amino acids. Lineage: Eukaryota; Viridiplantae; Streptophyta; Magnoliopsida; Fabales; Fabaceae.
CCAAUAAUAAAGUCACUCAAUCCAAUCCCUAAUAGAUUCUAGUAACAUAUUAAAAUGAACAUUAACCAGUAUCAGUUCUGCAUGUGAAAUCUUUUUUCUAUGAUUCAAAUCCAUUCUAAACCAGAGUGAAUGUUUUGUAUUGAGAGAUAAACUCAAAGUCGGAUGAUUUUGGCGCCUAAUUGUCAUGGAAUCCCUUCCCCUCUAACACCCUCCUCCUCCGGCCGCCUUCUCUAUCACAGACUCACCUUCAUCCAUCAUCAGUUAUGUUGCAUCUCUCUCAUAUUCUCGUCUCUCCAUUAACAAUUACCCCUUCCGUAAGCUGUUUUCGCCAUCCUCCUUAAUCGUCACAGCUACUUUGCUAUCGUCCGUUAGGUUACCUUCCCUCAAAGCCCUAUUUGCCAUCACUAGGUUGAUUCGAGGUUUUGGCGAAAAUAUGCGGAAGAAAUCAGAAACAACUUGCACUUGGCGACAAAUAUUUUCUAAUUGCUAAUUGUGUCAAGUUAAGUGCAUAAACACCACAUGGGAGAAGUAUUGUGCAUAAUCCAUAGAAAUAUUGUGUCAACUAUCAAUUUGGACUGUAAGUUGGAGCUAAAAUCAAUUGUGCUGCUAGCUAAUUAAUGUUGAGUAUAACUACAAUCUAAAGGUACAUUGUUUUUUUUUUUUUUUUUUAAAUUUGACAAUGAUAGUCUACCAACAAUUUAUCCCCACACAUUUCCUUUGACAAAUUGUUUCAAGAUUAAUGAUAGUCUACCAACAAUUUUGUUGCUGUCAAACACUCUGACAUGCUAACAAAAGCAAAUAAUCUGAUGACGAUAAUGUAUACUGUUUAAAUAUGCACUUUUAAUUAUCAACACUCAGAUAGGAAAUAUAAAAGUAUUCAAGCAAUGCUUUGGAUUUUCGAUUGACAAUGCUGAUAAUAAAAUAAAAAGGUAUCUCAUAUGAAGCGCAGAAAAUUUUUUAGUCUGCACCCAGUUACACAAUUUCCACCACAGUACUUCUACUACAUUCUUGGCCUUUAUUAGUGGUAUCCUACAACAACUUGAUAAGCAAUGAGAAUUCCUGCAAUACUUCUCUUUCAACUUGUGUACGUUAACCUUAUUCCAAGAAACCUAAUAAUAUUCAUGCAAUUCCUGUAAACAUUAACACACAGCUAAGUCACGUAGUAUAAAAAUUUAACUUAAGAAACUGUAUGAAAUACUAGAAAACUUUUAUUAGUAGAAUUUUAAUAAUAGAAAGGUAGAAUUACCUCAAAAAUACAAAUGUACUAGAUGUAUGAAAUACUAGAAAACCAAAAGUGCACUAAGCUGGACACUUAAAUCCUUCUGGUGGAUGUUUGCCACAAUCAACUAGAAGCUGAAGAGCAAUGGGUAAAACAAGGUUUACAUUGAGAAGCUUGAGUUUGAUAGUGCUGCAGAGACACACAGCAGCAUCUAAAUCCGCAAGUCCUUGAAUCAACGGACAACACGUCUGUUUAGCACUACCACCAAUUCCAAUAUGUAUGAUUCCACCAAGUACAUCAACACAUGCACCCAAUUUCAAAGCAUCAAUAGGGCAUGUUGGUUGUGCAGGUGGUGGACAUGGAGAUCCACUAGGUGGUGUUGGUGGUGUCUUCACAGGCGGUGUAGGUGUUGGUGGACUAAUAACUGGUGGUUUUGGUGUUGGUGGAGUAGUUGGUGGCGGUUUUGGAGUUGGUGGUGUAAUCACUGGUGGUGUAGGUGUUGGCGGACUAACAACUGGUGGUUUAGGUGUUGGCGGUGUAACAACUGGUGGUGUUGGUGGAGUAGAUGUAGGCGGUUUUGGUGUUGGUGGUUUAAUCACUGGCGGUGUAGGUGUUGGCGGACUAACAACUGGUGGUUUUGGUGGUGUAAUCACUGGCGGUGUUGGUGGAGUAGUUGUUGGCGGUUUUGGUGUUGGUGGUGUAAUCACUGGCGGUGUUGGUGUUGGCGGACUAACAACUGGUGGUUUUGGUAUUGGUGGAGUAGUUGUAGGCGGUUUUGGUGUUGGUGGUGUAAUCACUGGCGGUGUAGGUGUUGGCGGACUAACAACUGGUGGUUUUGGUGGUGUAAUCACUGGCGGUGAUGGUGGAGUAGUUGUUGGCGGUUUUGGUGUUGGUGGUGUAAUCACUGGCGGUGUUGGUGUUGGCGGACUAACAACUGGUGGUUUUGGUGUUGGUGGUGUAAUCACUGGUGGUGUUGGUGGAGUAGUUGUAGGCGGUUUCGGUGUUGGUGGUGUAAUCACUGGCGGUGUAGGUGUUGGCGGACUAACAACUGGUGGUUUUGGUGGUGUAAUCACUGGUGGUGUUGGGGGAGUAAUUGGCGGUUUUGGUGUUGGUGGUGUAAUCACUGGCGGUAAUGGUGUUGGCGGACUAACAACUGGUGGUUUAGGUGUUGGUGGUGUAAUCACUGGUGGUGUUGGUGGAGUCGUUGUAGGCGGUUUUGGUGUUGGUGGUGUAAUCACUGGCGGUGUAGGUGUAGGCGGACUAACAAUUGGUGGUUUUGGUGGUGUAAUCACUGGUGGUGUUGGUGGAGUAGUUGUAGGCGGUUUUGGUGUUGGUGGUGUAAUCACAGGCGGUGUAGGUGUUGGCGGACUAACAACUGGUGGUCUUGGUGGUGUAAUCACUGGAGGUGUUGGUGGAGUAGUUGUUGGCGGUUUUGGUGUUGGUGGUGUAAUCACUGGCGGUGUAGGUGUUGGCGGACUAACAACUGGUGGUUUUGGUGGUGUAAUCACUGGGGGUGUUGGUGGAGUAGUUGUUGGCGGUUUUGGUGUUGGUGGUGUAAUCACUGGCGGUGUAGGUGUUGGCGGACUAACAACUGGUGGUUUAGGUGUUGGUGGUGUAAUCACCGGUGGUGUUGGUGGAGUAGUUGUUGGCGGUUUUGGUGUUGGUGGUGUAAUCACUGGCGGUGUUGGUGUUGGAGGUUUCGGUGUUGGUGGUGUAAUCACUGGUGGUAUUGGCGGACUAACAACUGGUGGUUUUGGUGUUGGCGGUGUAAUCACUGGUGGUGUUGGUGGAGUAGUUGUUGGCGGUUUUGGUGUUGGUGGUGUAAUCACUGGAGGUGUAGGUGUUGGCGGACUAACAAUUGGUGGUUUUGGUGGUGUAAUCACUGGUGGUGUUGGGGGAGUAGUUGUUGGCGGUUUCGGUGUUGGUGGUGUAAUCACUGGUGGUGUUGGUGUUGGAGGAGUAACAACUGGUGGUGUCGGUGUUGGCGGUGUAAUCACCGGUGGUGUUGGUGGAGUAGUUGUGGGCGGUUUCGGUGUUGGUGGUGAAAUCACUGGCGGUUUUGGUGUUGGUGGAGUAGUUGUUGGCGGUUUCGGUGUUGGUGGUGUAAUCACUGGCGGUGUUGGUGUUGGCGGAGUAAUAACUGGAGGUGUUGGUGUUGGAGGUUUCGGUGUUGGUGGUGUAAUCACCGGCGGUGUUGGUGUUGGCGGAGUAACUAUUGGUGGUGUUGGUGUUGGCGGAGUAAUCACUGGAGGAGCAGGUGGAGUAGUUGUUGGAGGUUUAGGUGUUGGUGGUGUAAUCACUGGCGGUGUUGGUGUCGGUGGAGAAACAAUUGGCGGUGUUGGUGUUGGCGGUUUCGGUGUUGGUGGUGUAAUUACCGGCGGUGUUGGUGUUGGUGGAGUAACAACUGGAGGUGUUGGUGUUGGGGGCGUAAUCACUGGUGGUGUUGGUGGAGUAGUUGUUGGCGGUUUCGGUGUUGGUGGUGUAAUCACUGGAGGUGUUGGUGUUGGCGGAGUAAUAACUGGAGGUGUUGGUGUUGGAGGUUUCGGUGUUGGCGGAGUAACAACAGGUGGUGUUGGUGUUGGCGGUGUAAUUACUGGUGGAGUAGGUGGAGAAGUUGUUGGAGGUUUUGGUGUUGGUGGUGUAAUCACCGGCGGUGUUGGUGUUGGUGGAGAAACAAUUGGCGGUGUUGGUGUUGGCGGUUUCGGUGUUGGUGGUAUAAUCACCGGCGGUGUUGGUGUUGGAGGCGUAAUCACUGGUGGUGUUGGUGGAGUAGUUGUUGGCGGUUUCGGUGUUGGUGGUGUAACCACUGGCGGUGUUGGUGUUGGCGGAGUAAUAACUGGUGGUGUUGGUGUUGGAGGUUUCGGUGUUGGUGGUGUUAUCACCGGCGGUGUUGGUGUUGGCGGAGUAACAACUGGUGGUGUUGGUGUUGGCGGUGUAAUCACUGGUGGAGUAGGUGGAGUAGUUGUUGGAGGUUUCGGUGUUGGUGGUGUAAUCACCGGCGGUGUUGGUGUUGGUGGAGUAACAAUUGGCGGUGUUGGAGUUGGCGGUUUCGGUGUUGGUGGAGUAAUAACUGGUGGUGUUGGUGUUGGCGGUGUAGGUGGAGUAGUUGUUGGUGGUUUCGGUGUUGGUGUUGGUGGAGUAACAAUUGGAGGUGUUGGUGUUGGAGGUUUUGGUGUUGGUGGUGUAAUCACCGGCGGUGUUGGUGUUGGUGGUGUAAUCACCGGCGGUGUUGGUGUUGGCGGCGUAAGAACUGGUGGUGUUGGUGUUGGCGGAGUAGGUGGAGUAGUUGUUGGAGGUUUAGGUGUUGGUGGUGUUAUCACCGGCGGUGUUGGUGUUGGUGGAGAAACAAUUGGUGGUGUUGGUGUUGGUGGUUUCGGUGUUGGUGGUGUAAUCACCGGCGGUGUUGGUGUUGGUGGAGUAACAAUUGGGGGUGUUGGUGUUGGCGGAGUAACAACUGGUGGUGUUGGUGUUGGCGGUGUAAUCACUGGUGGAGUAGGUGGAGUAGUUGUUGGAGGUUUCGGUGUUGGUGGUGUAAUCACCGGCGGUGUUGGUGGAGUAACAAUUGGCGGUGUUGGAGUUGGCGGUUUCGGUGUUGGCGGAGUAACAACUGGUGGUGUUGGUGUUGGCGGUGUAAUCACUGGUGGUGUAGGUGGAGUAGUUGUUGGAGGUUUCGGUGUUGGUGGUGUAAUCACCGGCGGUGUUGGUGUUGGUGGAGUAACAAUUGGAGGUGUUGGUGUUGGAGGUUUCGGUGUUGGUGGUGUAAUCACCGGCGGUGUUGGUGUUGGUGGAGUAACAAUUGGCGGUGUUGGUGUUGGUGGUGUAAUCACUGGCGGUGUUGGUGUUGGCGGAGUAAUAAUUGGUGGUGUUGGUGUUGGCGGUGUAAUUACUGGUGGUGUAGGUGGAGUAGUUGUUGGAGGUUUCGGUGUUGGUGGUGUAGUCACCGGCGGUGUUGGUGUUGGUGGAGAAACAAUUGGCGGUGUUGGUGUUGGCGGUUUCGGUGUUGGUGGUGUAACAACUGGUGGUGUUGGUGUUGGUGGAGAAACAAUUGGCGGUGUUGGUGUUGGCGGUUUCGGUGUUGGUGGUGUAACAACUGGUGGUGUUGGUGGAGUAACAAUUGGCGGUGUUGGUGUUGGUGGAGUAAUCACCGGCGGUGUUGGUGUUGGCGGAGUAACAACUGGUGGUGUUGGUGUUGGUGGUGUAAUCACCGGCGGUGUUGGUGGAGUAACAAUAGGUGGUGUUGGUGUUGGCGGUUUUGGUGUUGGUGGUGUAAUCAUUGGCGGUGUUGGUGUUGGUGGAGUAGUUGUUGGCGGUUUUGGUGUUGGUGGAGUAACAACCGGCGGUGUUGGUGUUGGCGGUGUAAUCACUGGCGGUGUCGGUGGAGUAGUUGUUGGCGGUUUUGGUGUUGGUGGUGUAAUCACUGGCGGUGUUGGUGUUGGCGGACUAACAACAGGUGGUUUUGGUGUUGGUGGUGUAAUCACUGGUGGUGUUGGUGGAGUAAUAGUUGGCGGUUUUGGCGUAGGACCAUAUGGUGGCGUUAUUGGCGCAAUGGGUGGUUUAGGAAUAUGAGGUGGGCUCACCACAGGUGGAGUAGGACCAUAUGGUGGUGUUACUGGCGCAACUGGUGGUUUCGGCACGUGAGGCGGUUUCACAACAGGUGGAGUAGGACUAUAUGGUGGCGUUACAGGCGCAACCGGUGGUUUAGGACCAUGAGGUGGUUUCACAACAGGUGGCGGAUGUUUUGGUACAUAAGGUGGUUUAGGACCAUGAGGUGGUUUCACAACAGGUGGCGGAUGUUUUGGUACAUAAGGUGGGUGCUUUGUGGGGGGUUUUGGAACGUGAGGUGGAUGUACUGUUGGAGGUUUAGGAUGAUGAGGAGGGUAAACAUGUGGCGGUUUUGGUGAUGGUUUAGGAGGAUGAUUCUUUGGUGGCUUUUCAACUGGGUGUUUAACAACAGGAGUGUGGUGCGUUGGUGGCUUAGGAGAUGGUGUAGGACAAUAAGGAGCAGCAAGAACAUUGAGUAAGGUACUCAAGUUUAAGAAAAGGAUUAAAACAUUGGCUAUAGCAUAGUUUGCCAUGUUUCAAAGAUUGUACUACUGCUGCAUGCUACUACUGCUUCACACUCCACUUACAAUAAAUGGGUGAGUUAAGAUGUUUAUAUAGUGCAUACAAAAUCUUGAAAUUUUGAUAAAUCUUUGUCGUGGGUCACAUUCAACACUGUGUUACACCAAUCAAUGUAGCUAAAUAACAAUACUGUAUAUUGGCACUAUACUGUUCAUUGUUUUUUAUUGAAUCAUUUACUUGGAUCGACAUAAAAAUCACUGACUUGGAGUUAUAUGAUUGAAUGUAAUGUUUUCAGUGUAGGUUAUUGUUGCUUUAGUCAAAUAUGUUUAGUCUUUAAAAAAAUGUUUAUACUGCUAGAAUUAUGAAAUUUGGAAAUGUUAAAGAAAUGUUUAUACUGCUAGAAUAGUAGAAUUAUAGAAUUUGAAAAUAAGUUAGAUGAUAUAUUUUUAUCUUAUAAGCAAUAUGGUUGUAUAUCUGUCAUAACAUUCUUAACUUGUGUAUAUUCCAUAUGCUUGUGCAUUUCAUGAAAGGUGGAAAAGGAUUAAUCUAGUAGUGUUCCCAUUCACAUGUUUCCGAAACCAACCACUUAAUUAAGCUUAAUGAAUUAACUUAGAUCUUAUUUACAAUCUUUAACAUAUAUGUAUUUAAGUAUUCAAGGAUUGGGAUAAUUUUUAUUGGGUUAUAGAGAGAAACACCACAUGAUACGAUCAGUUCAUAAGUGACAUGAAAGGGUCAUACGACGGAACGGACGGGUGCGAUGAGCCCAUGUCCAUCACAGGCCAAUGACAGAUUAGGUGUUUUUGAAAGGGGAUGUUUUGGACAAGGCUGCUGGAGAAAACCGCUCCUCUGAUUUAUGUGAGAGAACAUAUGUAGUAAGUAUACGUCUUCGAUGAGGAGUUGCAGAAAGACUGAGACUGUUUUCUUACCACGAUCCUCCCUAAUCUUUGAAACUCAUAGAAUUCAUGCAUUAAUUCAAAAAUUUAGAUACAGAUAAAAGGUGUGCAAAAUAUUCGAUUAUGACGGCUAAAUUUAUUACUAGAUCUAAAUCUUCGUUAAAUAUCCGGAUUUGAUUUAUGGUUAUAAACCGGUUUAUUUACGUAUGAUUGGCUAUCCAACCAUAUUUUAUUUUUGAAUUUGGUUGAAAUCCAAUUAUUAUCUAAAUGUCCAAAUUAAAUAAAUAUUUCAAAUUUUCAUUGUGCUAAAUAUUCACUCAUAUACGUUUUGUCCCCUCCCUUUUAUCAUAUAACUACAAUUUAUCUUUCAAAUAAAUAUAUAAUUAUAAAUUUGUUAAAGGUUUUGCAGUGCUGUGUUUAAAAUCAAUAUAUAAUACAAUAUGUAAAAUUUUGAGAAAAUUUCUCACCCACCACAUAGCAUUUAGGUGUACCACCGAAUUGACAAAUUUGACCUCGUACUUUCGUAGAUGGAUCUCCGGAAGCAUUUUUUUAAAAAAAAAUUUAGUUUUUUUUUUCCAGAAAUGCAUCUACAGACUCCCUUAAAACGGAACCCCUUAAAACAUAGUAAAAGAAAUUAAUUUGGGAUUUUCCCAAUUAAUUAAUUUGUAACUUAAUUUAGGAUUUUUCCAAUUAAUUGGAAAAAUCUCAACUUUCACUAUGUUUUAACAAUUACGUAGAUGUCAUUAAACUUAAUUAAUUUGAGAUUUUCCCAAUUAAUUGGGAAAAUCUCCAAUUAAAUUAUAAAUUAAUAGAGAAGAUUCCAAAUUUUCAAUUAACUGGGAAAAAUCUUCUGUAGUUACAUCUAGGAAAAUGUUUGAUGGAGUUUGAUUAAUUGAGAAAAUCCCAAAUUCUCAAUUAAUUGGGAAAAACCUUUCGUAGUUACAUCUACGGAAAAGUUUGAACUUGGAAAAUUUCAAAUUAAUUGAAAAAAUCUCAAGAUUCACUAUGUUUUAUACGCUUCUGUAGAUGCAUCUACGGAUCCAUGAGUCUAUUGAGAAACUUUCAAUUUUGAAAUGCGCUGCUGUGCUAAAAUAGAUAAUAAUGUGACAAUUUCUUUAUCCACCUCCAUUGGGUGAGAAUCCCUGCUUAAAAUCCCAUACUCCUGAUUUCGGGGAUACAUCUCAGAAAACACUCUUUUUUUGUGUUUUCGGAUAUGCAUCUCCGAAAUAACUCAUUUUUAGGUGUUUUCGGAAAUGCAUCUCCAAAAACAAAAACCCUCAACCUUCUUCUCCGAAACAAAAACCCAUUUUUUUCUUUUUCUAUUAUCUUCUCUCUUCCAUUAUGGUGGUUGCAUCUAGGGGUGGGAAUAGGCUGGGCCGAGCUAGGUUUUGCCAAGCCUGAGCCUGGCCUGCUAAAAAAUUCAAAGCCUAAGCCUGGCCUGUAGCCUAUAGUAGGCUUAUUUUUUUGCCUAAGCCUGGCCUUUUAGAAGGUCUGAUUGGCCUGUUAGCCUACUUAAAAGCCUAUUUCAUUUGAACAUUUGUAAAUAAGUCAUUCAACUCAACUUUAUAUAGACUAACAAAUUAAAAGAUCAGUGAGAUUGAAUGUUUGUUUGCAUUGACUUAUUUGAGUUUACCUAGUUGUAUAAAUUUUGUGAUACUAUUUGUUUGAAAAAACUUAUGGAAGUAACUUAUGACAUUGUUCAUAAGAUUUUUUCCAUCUUAUUUUCAUAAUUUCUUUAAGAUAACUAAUAUUUAUUUUUAUAUUUUAAUUCAAAAUACAAAAUACAGUAUAAUAUUAAUAAAAUUAUUCAAAUUUAUUUAAAUAGGCCAGCCUCAUAGGCUUAAAAGGCUUUUUAUAUGGCCUGUGGCCUAGCCUUUUUAGCUAAAUAGGCUUAUAAAAAAGCCUAGGCCUUUUCUAUUUAUGUAAAAAGCCUGGCCUGGUCUUGGCCUAUGUAGGCUGGGCUGUAGGCCCCUGUUAGUCGGCCUGGCCUAUUCCCACCCCUAGUUGCAUCAAUUUGGUCCUUUUUUUCUGUUAUCUUCUCUCUUCCAUUACGUUGUUUAAAUUUGGUCCUUUCUCAAAAAAUCAAUGCACUUUCACACUCAUCAUCAAACAGAAUUCCAUUCUUUUCAAAAAAUCAACUCAAUUUUGUACCUACCAAUAAACACUAAUUCGGAAAUAUUAGUUUUUAAAAAAUGGAACAUAUGAAUCAUUACAAAAACCAAAGCUGCCCAUGACGGGGACUUUAAUCACUCAAUUGCAUCUACUUUGUUUAAAUUUGUUCCUUCUUCUCCAUUGUGCUUUGAGAAAAAUUGGACUUUGUGAUGAUAUUUCAGAAAUGCGUUUCUAAAAUAUUUUAAGGGGUUAUUUCGGAAGUGUAUUUUCGAAGGUAUUUUUUUUUUUUAUAAAAAUUGCAUUUUUCAAAAGUGUACAUCCAAAAUCAUUUUUUUUUCUUCAGAAAAAGAUGUCUUCGGAGAUGCACUUUUAAAAUAUAAGAGCGUUUUAGGAAUUUCGUGCAGAUUUUUAAGAAGGUCGGGGUGGAUAAAAAAAUUAUCUAGUAUAAUUUUUUUUUUACACAUACACCAUAUUAGUGUUGUUGCAAAUCAAAUAAAUUACAAUAAUUACAUCUAGGACAUCUAGUGCCAGUUUUAUUACAAAAACUGCUAUUGUUAAUUUUUUUUAAAAUUUGAAUAAUCUGUUGUAUUAAACAAAUUUGUGACUAGUAACUAAAUGUGGCCGUAACUAUUUUAAAGCUUACAUGAUGAGGAUCUAUAA